AUGUUUCCCCCAAAAUUACCGUUAUUCCUUCAUAUUGUGAUCUUUUAUGUGGUGGUAUCUAUAUCAUCAUUGUCAUCAUCAGCUGAAUUCGUGCAAGGAAAACGUUGCCAAUUGAAUUGUGGGAACGUUGCCAUUCCAUACCCAUUUGGUAUAGGUAAAGAGUGCUCUAUGAUUGGCACAGAAGGGAAUGGUGAUGCUCAUAUCACGUAUAAUAUCAUAUGUGAUCAUUCUUAUGAUCCUCCCAAACCUUUUAUUAAUGCAACUAAUUAUCUUGAAAUUUUAAGUAUAUCAGAGACAGAAGUUCGCAUCAGAAACUCCUUCACUGAGUUCAAUGGUCGCCCCUUCAAGAGUCCUAUCGAGCCUGAUCAUCUUGAAUUCAAGAAUUCAUUUAAUAAAAGUGGGCUGAAUUAUCUCGACUUAUCAGAUACCCCAUUUAUGGUAUCAUAUACAGGAAACAAGUUAUAUGGGGUUGGCUGUGGCUUAGUUGCUCUUUUCAUCGCUGAUGUCAUAGGGCCAAAGGGUGUCGCAAGAAAGGAGUGUCAAUCAAGCUGUGAGAGUAUCAGCAGAGAUGGAUCUUGCAGUGGCAGUGGGUGCUGCCAGACAGACGUUCCAAGGGAUCUGGAGUCAAUUGGUGUGGCUGUGAUGGGAACUGGUACCAAGAGCACAAACAAUUUUAACAGGUUUGCCAUACUGGCUGAGAUAGGGCAGUAUACAUUUGAUUCCGAGGAUCUUACUCUGGAUGCUACACAAAUAUCUAAAAAAUAUGACGAUAAGGUCAUACCGAUUGUGCUCGAUUGGGGCAUAGGAUAUAAGACUUGUGGAGAAGCAAAAGCUAAUUUAACAGCUUAUGGGUGCGGGGAUAAUAGUAGAUGUAAUGACGAAAUCAAAAAUGGUGGAUACCGUUGCCUUUGCAGCGAUGGUUACGAGGGAAAUCCUUACCUUAUUGAUGGAUGCAAAGAAGUGAUUAAAGUGAUUAAGUGCGAGGAUCAAAACAACAAUCCUUGCAAAGGAAUUUGUACAAAUACUGUUGGAGGUUACAACUGCUCUUGUCCAUUGGGCGGCACCGGGGAUGGGAGGAAAGACGGUAGUGGCUGCACUUUUCAGAAAGAAGAAAAAAAAGAGAUGCAUGAAAAAAAAGAAUUUCCUGUAUUAUUGGUCGUGCUUGGUUUUGGAUUGGGGAUGGUUUUUGUGUCUGUUGUCGGGGUUUUAUUAUUCUUAAGCAUGAGGAAGCGCAUGCUAAAAAGACUUAAAGAGAAAUUCUUUGAGAAAAAUGGGGGAUUAUUGUUGAGAGAACAGUUAUCUUCCCUCGACAGUGGUGUAGAAGCGACAAAACUUUUUACAUCUGAAGAAUUAGAAAUGGCAACUAACAAAUAUGAUGAGAGUCAAGUUCUGGGGCGAGGCGGCCAUGGUACAGUUUACAAGGGAACUAUGUCAGAUAACCGUACAGUCGCCAUUAAAAAGUCUAAUACAGUUGAGCAAACCCAGAUCGAGCAAUUCGUAAAUGAGGUAAUUAUUUUAUCUCAAAUUAAUCACCGGAACGUGGUGAAGCUCUUAGGUUGCUGUUUAGAAACAGAAGUUCCCUUGCUUGUUUACGAGUACGUAUCAUGUGGUACCCUUUACCAACAUAUCCAUUACAAGGGUGCUGCUGAUACGUCCCCGUUGACCUGGGAAAUUCGUUUGAGGAUUGCCUUUGAAACUGCAAGUGCAGUUGCGUAUCUGCAUUCUGCAGCGUCUCCACCUAUCAUUCAUAGGGACAUAAAAUCUACCAAUAUAUUACUGGAAGAAAAUUACACAGCAAAAGUUUCAGACUUUGGAGCGUCGAGGUUGGUUCCACUAGAUCAAACUCAUGUAAAAACACUAGUCCAAGGGACCUUAGGGUAUUUGGAUCCGGAUUACUACAACACAAGUCAACUAACGGAUAAAAGUGAUGUUUAUAGUUUUGGUGUAGUUCUUGUUGAACUCUUAACAGGUAAACAACCCAUUUGUUUUGAAAGACCAGGAGAACAAGUAAAUCUUGCAACAUACUUUACUUCACUAGAAGAAGAUAUCAAUGUUCUCGAGCUUAUCGAUGCUGGAGUUGCAAAAGAUGGGAACCUGGAGCAAAUCCUUGCUGUGACAGAGUUGGCGAGGAAAUGUCUUAAAUUAAAGGGUGAAGAUAGGCCUAGCAUGCAGCAAAUAGCCGCAGAUCUUCAAGGUUUGAUAAGGUUUGAGCCUUCUGGAUGGAAUCAUCAACCAAACCCCAACGUUGGAAUGACAAACUUAUCACCUGAGCCAGUGGAUGUGGAUCUGUAUAGCGUACCAUUUAGUUCCACUGAUGGAUCUAGCUUGGCGACAAGCAUGACAAAUAUCUCCAUCACAUCGUUUGUUGGAGUAUUUGGUUUUGAACGAAAUGCAAGAGUUCUAUGUAGUAAGAAAAGUACAGUUGCAGCUGUUCGCAAUAAGGCUAAACAUAUCGGUGUCAUUAAACUACAAUGGUUAAAUUAUUGGGUGGAACAGGUUGGUGCUCAAGUGCAGAAGAAGCUGAAUCCAGAGCCUGCCGAGAAGCAACAAGAUGGGUUCGAAAUAGGGGAAAUGAAGUGA
Molecule: messenger RNA, 2580 nt
Organism: Papaver somniferum (opium poppy)
Lineage: Eukaryota; Viridiplantae; Streptophyta; Magnoliopsida; Ranunculales; Papaveraceae
Product: wall-associated receptor kinase 5-like
Exons: 5
Coding region: 1-2580 (859 amino acids)
Biological process (GO): protein phosphorylation; cell surface receptor signaling pathway
Cellular component (GO): plasma membrane
Molecular function (GO): polysaccharide binding; ATP binding; protein serine/threonine kinase activity
Source: RefSeq, a predicted model, not a curated record